Peromyscus eremicus (cactus mouse) is the source of this 839-nucleotide messenger RNA. Its product is annotated as non-histone chromosomal protein HMG-14-like. The transcript has a single exon. NCBI's taxonomy places the organism in Eukaryota, Metazoa, Chordata, Mammalia, Rodentia, Cricetidae. The coding region runs from base 1 to 294 and encodes 97 amino acids. Gene Ontology annotation, cellular component: nucleus; chromatin. Gene Ontology annotation, molecular function: nucleosomal DNA binding. The record is from RefSeq and is a predicted model, not a curated record. Gene Ontology annotation, biological process: chromatin organization.
AUGCCCAAGAGAAAGGUUAGCGCAGAUGGAGCGGCGAAGGCGGAGCCCAAGCGGCGCUCCGCGAGGCUGUCGGCCAAGCCCGCCCCUGCCAAGGUGGACGCGAAGCCGAAGAAGGCCGCGGGAAAGGAUAAACCGUCAGACAAAAAAGUGCAAACCAAAAGGAAGAGGGGAGCAAAGGGCAAACAGGCUGAGGUGGCUGACCAGCAGACCACAGACGUGCCUGCAGAAAAUGGAGAGGCUGAGAACCAGAGUCCAGCCUCUGAAGUCGAAGAGAAAGAAGCCAAGUCCGACUAACCAUCCAUCGUGUCUGUCAGUGUCCCGCCUCCCUUCUUGUACAAUCCAGAGGAAUAUUUUUAUCAACUAUUUUGUAAAUGCGAGUUUUUUAGUAGCUCUAGAAACAUUUUUAAAAGGUGGGAGGAAGUCCCGCCUCAUCCCAUUUUUUAAGUGUAAAUGAUUUUUUUAAGAGGUUAAAUCACUUGCUGGUUGUUUAUUUUUUGGUACAACCAGAAAAGAGCAGGAUACUGAAUCAGGAGAGGCUGUGAGUGUCUCGGGGAUCACCAUAACAUUCCGUAGAGGGGGCUAGUUUUAUAUCCUACAACACAAAGCAUACUUGGAGUCUUGGCCGUGCAUUUGUGUCUGGAAUAUUUUCAGUUAUUUCUGGUCUCGUGUUUCUAGUAGAACUGUAUCCUAAAAACCAUUCCUCGGUCCUUGCCCUGUCAGAACUGUCUCUGGUCACGGCAGUCCAUUUUCCUAACAAUUGUGAUAAUGUGCUGUGAAAGAUUGAAAUUUUGAAUAUGUACUGUAUGUGGCAUAAAAUUGUGAGUCAGUGGAAUUAAGAA